AUGUCUUUGAUCAAGUUUUCACCGCUCUUUCUCUCUCUCUAUCAUACUUUCCCAUACUCUCUCCAUUUUCCCCUUGCUCUUUCUGUCUUUCUUUCUCUUUUUCUCUCUUCACAUUUCCUGUUAUCUCUCUCUCUCUCUCUCAAUCUCUCCCCACUUUUUACUCUCCCCGUUUUCUCUGACUUUUCUCUCUGCACGUUUCCUCCCGGGCUCUCUCUCUCUCUCUCUCUCUUUCUUUCUUUCUCACUCUCUCUCUCCCCACACACUUUCCUUAUUCUGUCUCUGUCUUUUCCUUUCUCUCUUUCUCUACCACUUUCCCUUGUUCUAUUUCUUUUUUUCUAUCUAUAUUUCCCCGUUCUCUCUUCUCUCUCCCCCUUCACAUCUCUUCUCUUUCUCUCUCUCACUCUCUCUCUCUCUCUUUCUUUCUUCUUUCUUCUCUCUCUCUCUCCCCACACACUUUCCUUAUUCUGUCUCUGUCUUUUCCUUUCUCUUUCUCACCACUUUCCCUUGUUCUAUUUCUUUUUUUCUAUCUAUAUUUCCCCGUUCUCUUCUCUCCCCUUCACACAUCUCUUUCUCUCUCUCUCUCUCUCUCUCUCUCUUUCUUUCUUUUCUCACUCUCUCUCCCCCCACACACUUUCCUUAUUCUGUCUCUGUCUUUUCCUUUCUCUCUUUCUCUACCACUUUCCCUUGUUCUAUUUCUUUUUUUCUAUCUAUAUUUCCCCGUUCUCUCUUCUCUCUCCCCCUUCACAUCUCUUCUCUUUCUCUCUCUCUCUCUCUCUCUCUUUCUUUCUUUCUCACUCUCUCUCUCCCCACACACUUUCCUUAUUCUGUCUCUGUCUUUUCCUUUCUCUCUUUCUCUACCACUUUCCCUUGUUCUAUUUCUUUUUUUCUAUCUAUAUUUCCCCUGUUCUCUCUUCUCUCCCCUUCACAUCUCUUCUCUUUCUCUCUCUCUCUCUCUCUCUCUCUCUUUCUUUCUUUCUUUCUCACUCUCUCUCUCCCCACACACUUUCCUUAUUCUGUCUCUGUCUUUUCCUUUCUCUCUUUCUCUACCACUUUCCCUUGUUCUAUUUCUUUUUUUCUAUCUAUAUUUCCCCGUUCUCUCUUCUCUCUCCCCCUUCACAUCUCUUCUCUUUCUCUCUCUCACUCUCUCUCUCUCUCUUUCUUUCUUUCUCACUCUCUCUCUCCCCACACACUUUCCUUAUUCUGUCUCUGUCUUUUCCUUUCUCUCUUUCUCUACCACUUUCCCUUGUUCUAUUUCUUUUUUUCUAUCUAUAUUUCCCCGUUCUCUCUUCUCUCUCCCCCUUCACAUCUCUUCUCUUUCUCUCUCUCUCUCUCUCUCUCUCUUUCUUUCUUUUCUUUCUCUCUCUCUCUCCCCACACUUUCCUUAUUCUGUCUCUGUCUUUUCCUUUCUCUCUCUCUACCACUUUCCCUUGUUCUAUUUUUUUUUUUUCUAUCUAUAUUUCCCUGUUCUCUCUUCUCUCUCCCCUUCACAUCUCUUCUCUUUCUCUCUCUCUCUCUCUCUCUCUCUUUCUUUCUUUCUCACCUCUCUCUCCCACACACUUUCCUUAUUCUGUCUCUGUCUUUUUCUUUUCUCUUUCUCUACCACUUUCCCUUUGUUCUAUUUCUUUUUUCUAUCUAUAUUUCCUCGUUCUCUCUUCUCUCUCCCCCUUCACAUCUCUUCUCUUUCUCUCCCUCUCUCUCUCUCUCUCUCUCUCUCUCUCUCGCAUAAUCUUUCAACUCAAACCCCGUUCUUUAUUUUUAUUUUCCUCUCUUCACUUUUCCUGUCCCCCACCCCACCACGAUUUUUCUCUUUUUCUCCGAUUUCUCUCUCUGCACAAUUUCUCCAUUCUCUGUGUCUCUCUCCAAUUUCUCGAUUCUUCUCUUUUUCUCCCACUCUCCCCCGUUCUCUCUCUUUUUCUGUGUCUACUUUUUUCUGUUCUCUUUUUUCUUAACUUUACCCCGUUCUCUCUCACUCUCUCCACUUUUCCUUGUUCUUUCUUUUCUCUUUUUCUCUAUUCACUUUCUCUCUCUUCUCUCUCUCUCUCUCUCUCUCUCUCUCUCUCUCUCAAUGUAUCUCUUUAUUUAUGUACGGUUAUCUGUUCUCUCUUACCCUGUCUCUCUUUUUUGUCUUUUCCCAUUCUCUCUCUGUCGCUUUCUUUCUCUAUAUUUCCCAUUUCUCUUUCUUCACGUUUUCACUGUUCUCUCUCUGUCUCUCACUUCCCUUUUCGCUCUACUUUUUCCACAUCUUAUCUCUCUCCACGUUUUUUCCGGUUGCGCGCUCUCUCUCUCUUUCUCUCUCUCUCUCUCUCUCUCUCUCAUUCAACUUUCCCCAGUCUGCCUCUCUACCACUUCCCCGUUCACGCUCUCUUUUUCUUUCUCUACUUUUCUUCGUUUUCUUUCUCUUUCUCUGCAUACAUUUACCCUUUUUCCUCUCCCUAUCUCUCUCUUUAUCUCAUUCACUCUCCACUUUUUCCAUUGUGCCGGACUGCCAGUACCGCUGUCUCAUCUAAUCAAAAUGUCCAUCUAUCUUUUUUCCUCUUUUGGAUAUUUGCCAAAUCUUUCAAAAGAGUGACCGCCGUCAAGACUUUUCAACAUUUCUAG
Molecule: messenger RNA, 2598 nt
Organism: Acanthosepion pharaonis
Lineage: Eukaryota; Metazoa; Mollusca; Cephalopoda; Sepiida; Sepiidae
Source: the annotation of a GenBank genome assembly